Messenger RNA from Necator americanus (New World hookworm), 3105 nucleotides. RefSeq lists its product as uncharacterized. The transcript is spliced from 22 exons. NCBI's taxonomy places the organism in Eukaryota, Metazoa, Nematoda, Chromadorea, Rhabditida, Ancylostomatidae. The record is from RefSeq and is a predicted model, not a curated record. Gene Ontology annotation, biological process: regulatory ncRNA-mediated post-transcriptional gene silencing. Gene Ontology annotation, molecular function: single-stranded RNA binding; RNA endonuclease activity; miRNA binding. The coding region runs from base 1 to 3105 and encodes 1034 amino acids.
AUGAAGCCCUUAGGUCAGUACAAACGUACCUCGUGUUUCGUGCUCACAUUUUGCGCCUUUGUUCGUGUUCGUCUCGCUGCCCUCUUUCACGUCGUCAUAAUGGCCGCUGGGAUUGAUCAGCAACAACAGCAGGUUAUGAGUAUGUUAGAUAGUUUCUCAUUCAACGAGCCAGUAAGCAUGCUAGGUGCUGGCGGUGGAGCUGGCGGGAAUGCUCCGCAACCGCAGCAGUACAUGCCUGGUAUUCUGGGUGGGCACAUUCCAGGAAUGCCAGGUCCAUUUAUGGGAGGUCCACAUUUCCCACAUCCUGCGCAACAGCAACCGCCCCUUCAGGACAUGUUCUCCGCAGCUCAAACUACCGCGUCUAUGCUUUCCGCAUCAGGUGUGCUGUCGUACUCAGAUGCGCCAUCGCGCCAGGGUGGAAGUUUGGCACCAGGAGCACCUAUAGGCGUUCCACCGGGUCAGACAGACACAUCUCAGGGAGGUGCUGGAUCACAACAAGCGGCACUGCCAUCUAGUGGUAGCGGACUUCCUGCACUUUCUGGUGGCGUGCAGUUCCAGUGCCCACGGCGACCGAAUCAUGGUCUCGAAGGACGUUCAAUUCUUCUGCGAGCGAACCACUUUGCAGUACGUAUGCCCGGUGGUACCAUUCAACACUAUCAUGUGGACGUUUCUCCAGACAAAUGUCCACGCAGGGUGAACAGAGAGAUCAUCCUUUGCAUGAUCCGGUCGUUUGGCAAGUACUUUAGCUCGACAAGGCCAGUGUACGAUGGGAAGAGGAACAUGUAUACGCGUGAACCGUUGCCUAUUGGCAGAGAAAAGAUGGAAUUUGAAGUAACCCUUCCUGGUGAUUCGGCCGUGGAACGGCAAUUUACGGUUACGGUAAAGUGGGCAGGUCAAGUGUCGUUGUCCACGUUAGAGGACGCAAUGGAGGGCCGCGUUCGUCAGGUGCCUUUCGAAGCUGUUCAGGCUAUGGAUGUGAUCCUGAGACAUCUGCCAAGUCUGAAGUACACUCCUGUGGGGCGCUCCUUUUUCUCUCCACCAGCGCAGCCUCACCAGCCACCGCAACAACAUGGGCAAAUUCAUAUGGAGAGCAAGUUAGGAGGGGGUCGUGAAGUUUGGUUUGGAUUCCACCAAUCAGUCAGGCCAUCACAAUGGAAAAUGAUGCUUAAUAUCGAUGUAUCCGCUACGGCUUUCUAUCGAUCAAUGCCAGUGAUUGAAUUCGUGGCAGAAGUUCUUGAGCUCCCUGUUCAGGCACUCACUGAACGCCGUGCUCUCUCGGAUGCCCAGCGAGUAAAGUUCACCAAGGAAAUCCGUGGUCUCAAAAUUGAGAUCACUCACUGCGGCACCAUGCGUCGUAAAUACCGUGUAUGCAACGUGACGAGGCGACCUGCGCAAACACAGACCUUUCCUCUUCAAUUGGAGACUGGACAAACAAUUGAGUGCACUGUUGCCAAGUAUUUUUACGACAAGUAUCGUAUUCAGCUGAAAUAUCCACACUUGCCUUGUCUUCAGGUGGGACAGGAGCAGAAGCACACUUAUUUGCCACCAGAAGUAUGUCAUGUUGUCCCCGGACAGCGUUGUAUCAAGAAGUUGACUGAUACACAGACGUCAACGAUGAUUAAGGCUACCGCAAGGUCCGCUCCCGAGCGAGAGCGAGAAAUUGCCAGUUUGGUUAGAAAAGCCGAGUUUUCGGCAGAUCCAUUUGCCCACGAGUUCGGUAUUGCAAUCAACUCAGCCAUGACUGAGGUGAAAGGGCGGGUUCUAUCAGCUCCUAAGUUACAGUAUGGGGGUAGGAAUAAAGCAACCGCACUGCCAAAUCAGGGCGUUUGGGAUAUGCGUGGGAAACAGUUCCAUACUGGUAUUGAUGUCAAAGUUUGGGCAAUAGCAUGUUUUGCACAACAACAACAUGUGAAGGAGAACGAUUUGCGUAACUUUACUGCACAACUUCAACGUAUUUCAAAUGACGCCGGUAUGCCUAUCGUUGGACAACCGUGCUUCUGCAAAUACGCAAUGGGAGUAGAUCAAGUGGAACCGAUGUUUAAGUACUUGAAACAAACAUUUUCGGGCAUCCAACUGGUUGUCGUUAUCUUGCCUGGAAAGACACCUGUAUACGCUGAGGUGAAACGCGUCGGAGAUACUGUGCUCGGAAUUGCUACUCAAUGCGUACAAGCGAAAAACGUCAUCAAAACUACGCCACAAACGUUGUCAAAUCUGUGUUUGAAAAUGAACGUGAAACUGGGAGGUGUAAAUAGCAUUCUUCUCCCCGCAGUCCGUCCACGUAUCUUCAACGAACCAGUAAUAUUCUUUGGAUGCGAUAUCACUCAUCCACCUGCUGGUGAUUCCCGGAAACCGUCUAUUGCUGCAGUUGUUGCGAGUAUGGAUGCGCAUCCAAGCAGAUAUGCUGCUACGGUACGCGUGCAACAACAUCGUCAAGAGAUCAUUUCGGACCUCACAUAUAUGGUUCGUGAGUUGUUGGUCCAGUUCUAUCGUAACACGCGGUUCAAGCCUACUCGCAUUGUUGUAUAUCGAGAUGGUGUGUCGGAAGGACAGUUUUUCAAUGUUUUACAAUACGAGCUUCGUGCAAUGCGAGAAGCGUGCAUGAUGUUGGAAAGUGGAUAUCAACCGGGCAUUACGUUCAUUGCUGUGCAAAAGCGCCAUCACACAAGGUUGUUCGCUGUUGAUAAGAAGGAUCAAGUUGGCAAGGCGUUCAACAUUCCACCGGGAACAACUGUAGACGUCGGAAUUACUCACCCAACAGAGUUUGACUUCUACCUAUGUUCUCAUGCAGGUAUCCAAGGGACAUCCCGACCGUCACACUACCAUGUUCUCUGGGAUGACAAUGAACUCACUGCUGAUGAACUACAACAACUUACAUAUCAGAUGUGCCACACUUACGUACGAUGUACGCGUUCUGUUUCGAUACCAGCUCCAGCUUACUAUGCUCAUCUCGUGGCUUUUCGGGCACGUUAUCAUCUGGUUGACAGAGAACACGAUUCCGGAGAAGGUAGUCAGCCAUCUGGCACCUCUGAAGACACUACUUUGUCAAACAUGGCAAGGGCUGUACAGGUUCACCCCGAUGCGAACAACGUGAUGUACUUCGCGUAA